AUGUGUUCAAUAAUUUACCCAAGCUAUGCUGAAAGAAAGGGAAGGAAUUGUCUUGAAGAUAUUAACCAAAACUGCCAGUUGGUUGCCAGAUUUCAUUAUGAAGCAAUGUCUUACCUGAUUAAAGAAGAUUACUUUGCAACAGAUGCCCUGAACUUUGUUAACAGCUUGGCCAAACAAAUGGAAUCAAAACUUACAAAAUCUAGAGAGAUCAAUGUCAUGAGAAAAGAAAAGCUUGCCUUAUCCAAAAAUCAGAGAACACUCUUCCAAUGUUGUGCCAAUGUUUAUAAUAAAGUGACAGCUAGUACUUCGCAGAGUGAGACAUUACAUUCUGACAGCGAUGAAAGUGACUGA
Molecule: messenger RNA, 351 nt
Organism: Paramuricea clavata
Lineage: Eukaryota; Metazoa; Cnidaria; Anthozoa; Malacalcyonacea; Plexauridae
Source: the annotation of a GenBank genome assembly